This is a messenger RNA of Cydia fagiglandana, 1203 nucleotides long. RefSeq lists its product as uncharacterized. The record is from RefSeq and is a predicted model, not a curated record. The transcript has a single exon. Bases 1 to 1203 code for a protein of 400 amino acids. Lineage: Eukaryota; Metazoa; Arthropoda; Insecta; Lepidoptera; Tortricidae.
AUGGCGGAAAGCCUUUCUGUAUUAUGCAAUGAACUUAAAACUAUACGCACUUACCUGUGUAAAAUUGGCCCUGACCGUAGACAAGGUGAAAUACUUACUAUAAAGUUAGAGGAGGCUAAUCUUAUUGUGGAUAAAUAUAAAAAAUUAAAUAACGAAGUGUCAGAACUCUUAAAAAAAGGGUUAUUGCCAAAUGAGGAGGUAACUUUAUUUAAUAAAUUGUGCACGACUUUUAAUACACUUCAUAAGGAAAUUUUGAAUUAUUGUCAGGGAAGUAAAGACACAAGUGACACAAUGGGGGAGUCAUUCGAAUUAAAAACGGCCUUGAACUUGUUGCAUGUAAUGACCGAUGAAGAAACUAAUACAAAACAGCUCAUCGACGGCAUUGAGUAUUACAGCACUAUUUUAAAGAGUGACGACCAAAAUAAACUUAUACAGUUCGUUUUGAAAAGCAGGCUAUCGCAGUCGGCCAAGUUAAAAUUAAAAUCCGAUUAUGAUACAUCAAUCGAAUUGAUUCAGGACAUGAGGAAAGUUUUACUACCAAAAAAAUCUGCGACUGCUAUUCAGAGCAAGCUGCACACUAUUAAGCAGAAUAAUCGAAGUGUAAAAGAUUUUGGGUCCGAAAUUGCAGAGUUAUUUGUAGAUUUGACUAUUUCACAGGCCGAUGGUAAUUCUGACAGUUUCAAGGUUCUUAAGCCCUUGAACGAAAAAUUGGCGAUCAAAAAGUUCGCCGACGGUUUACGAAACCGCCGAUUAAGUACUGUUAUUGCAGCAAGGAAUUUUGAGUCGCUAAAGGAUGCGAUACAGGCAGCUCAAGAGGAGGAUGACGUCACCGCCGGCUCGACUUCAGGUGAAAUUCUAGGUAUGUCGCCACAAUUUUUAACACGUGGACAACCAUCUAAGGGGCCGUACCCCGGACAGUGGGAGUUUUAUAAUAGUAGUCGAGGACCAAGUCAACAAUUCUACCCCCGAGGCGGCCGCGGCGCACAGUACAGUUACGGUCACCGCGGCGGCGGGGCUGCCACCUAUCGUAGCAGCAACCGAGGCAACUCCAGGGGCAUGCGAGGGCGACAGUCAGGUAAUUAUUCCAACAGGAAUAGUAGUCAGUGGAACCGUCCGAGCAUGAAAAUGAUGACUCAAACUGAUACAGUUCCCCCGGUAAACUCAAACGACGAAAAUGACGUGAAUACGUUUUUUCGUGACUAA